AUGAGCAACUAUGCCUUCUUCGUCAAGUACACAUACUCAAACGAGUGCGCUCUGCUUGCCUACAACUUUCAUGAGCUCGUCUCAAAGCUCGGGAUCUUUGAGAUCUUCGCUUACAGGCACGACCAUCGCCUCAUCAGCGUCACGCUCGCGUAUAUCCUAUACCGCUACCAGGUGCACCACUGUGACAUGGCCUUGGAUCUAGCGCUAACGCUCGUGUACCUGGAGGAUCUCAGCUGCCACGUGGAGGCAAAGCCGGAGCUGCGUGAGCGAUGCCGAGAUGCUUUCAAUCUGAUCUGUUACAUGGCGUUUCUUGCGCACGCCUUCAACUCGGACCGACCGAUACGACUCGCCGACUGGUUCAAAGAGAUCGGCUGGCGAUCCUUCAAGAAUUGUCACCAACUGAAUGCCUACGUCUUCUUCCUCUUUUCCCAAGUCCGGGGAUUCAAACUUCGGGUGAACGAAAGCCAGGUGAAGAGGUACAUCCAAAAGCUUUGCAGUGUACCAAGUCAGGCAGCUCAGACGGCCUCCUAA
Molecule: messenger RNA, 531 nt
Organism: Symbiodinium sp. CCMP2456
Lineage: Eukaryota; Dinophyceae; Suessiales; Symbiodiniaceae
Source: the annotation of a GenBank genome assembly